This is a messenger RNA of Aspergillus nomiae NRRL 13137, 1038 nucleotides long. RefSeq lists its product as uncharacterized. The record is from RefSeq and is a predicted model, not a curated record. Lineage: Eukaryota; Fungi; Ascomycota; Eurotiomycetes; Eurotiales; Aspergillaceae. Bases 1 to 1038 code for a protein of 345 amino acids. The transcript has a single exon.
AUGAGCGAAGCUCUGUGCCCUCCCAGGUUCUCAUUUGAGCACGAUCAACGCCAAAGUCCGUUGUUCUCACGUCUCCCAUCCGAGGUGCGCGCGGAGAUCUUCGCGUUUGUUCUGUCCAGCUAUGAUGACAUGGCUCGAGCAUAUCAAAAAGAAACCUACUGGACUCGACCGGGCCAUUAUGGACCGCAGCAUGUCUCCACAGACCUCCUGAGAACGUGCAAGCGAAUCUACACGGAAGCGUGGUUUAUGCCAUUCAUUUACGCCGAGCAUACGGAGUACCUCACCGCGAUGGACAGAAAGCCACGGUCGGCCACAUGGAGUGACUGUCUCCAGAUAAUGGACGCCGACUAUGCGAAACUCCAACCACGUUUUGUUCGCAUCUUCGCGCAAAUGUGGGUACUCGAGCCGGGCGACCGGUUCCAAGAGACACUGGACAUGCAGCAUUUCUAUCCCAAGAAGAUCACACUCACCAUUCGAUAUACCGACUUCUGGUUUUGGGAGGACGAUGAACCGCUCCGGAUUGAUUCAACCUGGGUGAAUAAGGUUCGUUUCCCACACAGUGUCUCGCGGUUUUGUAUCGAAUUUGAAUCGAUUGAGCGACGAAAAAAUGAGGUGGACUAUAUCGCCCGCGAAGCCGCAGAGAAGUGGUACUUCCGUCGGAAAGAUGGGUUCCUACUUACUCCAUGUGAAAGCGAGACGUCGGUGUUCAAAUGGACUGGUAGCUCAUGUUUGGGGAAUGAGCGCUGGAUCCGCGAUGAGGUUCGACCAGGAGAAUUGGAUUAUCAUGUUAGGACAGUGACAUGGAAGCGAUCGAGAGAGCAAGAGGCGCGGCCCCGCUGUCCGUGUCUCCAAGUCCCCGAUUCCAUGCAACGGGAAUUACCCCCAUACCUUACGGGUCCUCCAUUUCUGUUUGUUGAUGACCUUCGCACGGCUGCAAUACCUAGCAGUGUGCCCGCUGCUGAAGCAUAUGAAGCGCUGGAGAAAUAUCGCGAGGCUCAUAAUCCAGACUACGACUCCUAUGACGAUAGUGAUGAUUAA